This is a messenger RNA of Gambusia affinis (western mosquitofish), 6535 nucleotides long. Its product is annotated as cadherin-4-like. NCBI's taxonomy places the organism in Eukaryota, Metazoa, Chordata, Actinopteri, Cyprinodontiformes, Poeciliidae. Gene Ontology annotation, molecular function: calcium ion binding; cadherin binding. The record is from RefSeq and is a predicted model, not a curated record. The coding region runs from base 220 to 3039 and encodes 939 amino acids. The transcript is spliced from 17 exons. Gene Ontology annotation, biological process: cell morphogenesis; homophilic cell-cell adhesion; calcium-dependent cell-cell adhesion. Gene Ontology annotation, cellular component: plasma membrane; adherens junction; catenin complex.
AGACAAGUAGGGACGUUCUCUUGCUCAGCGGUGGAGAGAAGAGAGGAGAGAAGAGAAGAGGAGAGAGAGGGGGGAAAAAACCACAAAACCACUACGGGAGAUCCGGGAAUUAUACCGACUGACGGAGAUUCAUCCUUCUUCUUUCUCCUCCCCUGAUUGUUUCUUAUUUUUUUCUUUUCGUCUUUCUCUCUCUCUAACCUUUUGGCUUUUUUUUUUUAAAUGUUUUUUUGGUUUGUUUGCUUGUUCGCAAAGAUGAUUGCUGGCUGCAUCCUGUUGGCGUGCACCGUACUCGUGGGCGCAUCCUCGGGGAGCAGGGCGGGUCAGCCCCUGAAGCCUCCCUGCAGACCCGGCUUCUCUCAGAACUUCUACACGGUGAUUGUCCCCAGAGACGUACUACACGGCCAGAGCAUCCUCAGAGAUACCAUCCUGUCCAGCAAGCGUGUGAAGUUUGAGGACUGCCAACACAGCAGAGAGGUGGGCUUUGUCAGCAGCGACCCCAACUUCAGCGUGAGGCCCGACGGGAGUGUGUACACAGAGCAGGAGGUGGCCAACCUCUCCGAGCCUGUCCAGUUCAUGGUGACGGCGCGGGGACUGCACGACCCGCACAUCUGGGAGACCACCGUGAAGCUCGCCCUUGCCGGACAUCUUCACCCUCUGCCGCUAACAAAGAUCGGCUUUGAAGAAAUGCUGUCACGGGUGUGGGAGUCCCAACCCAGGGUUAUCAAGUUCUCUCGAAGACAUCAGAGAAGUUCCUCUGCGAACAGCUUGAGGCGGCAGAAGAGAGACUGGGUCAUCCCACCUAUCAACGUUCCUGAAAACUCCCGAGGACCUUUCCCACACAUGCUUGUCAGGAUCCGCUCGGAUCAGGACAAGGACGUCGGCAUCCGCUACAGCAUCACGGGCGCCGGCGCCGAUCAGCCUCCGAGCGGAAUCUACAACAUAGACCCCAUCAACGGCAACAUGUUCGUCACCCAGCCCCUGGACCGCGAGGAGAGAGCCUCCUUCCACCUGCGAGCCCACGCGGUGGACAUGAACGGGAACCAGGUGGAGAACCCGAUAGACCUGUACAUCUACGUGAUCGACAUGAACGACAACAGACCCGAGUUUCAAAACCAGGUUUACAACGGCUCGGUGGCCGAGGGGUCCAAACCAGGCUCGUCUGUGAUGCAAGUGACGGCCACGGAUUCGGACGACUCCACCACGGCCAACGGCAUGGUGCGCUACCGGAUCCUCUCGCAGACCCCCCACAGUCCCAUCCCCAACAUGUUUACCAUCAACAGCGAAACGGGAGACAUCGUUACCGUGGCCGCCGGACUGGACAGAGAGAAAGUGUCGCAGUACACCAUUAUCGUCCAGGCCACGGACAUGGAGGGCAAUCUGAACUUUGGGCUCUCCAACACGGCCACGGCGCUCAUAUCCAUCACCGACAUCAACGACAACCCACCAGAACUGACAGUCCGGACGUUUUCCGGUGAGGUGCCGGAGAACAAGGUGAACGUCGUGGUAACCAACCUGACGGUGGUGGACCGGGAUCAGCCCCACAGCCCAAACUGGAACGCUGUCUAUCGAAUCGUCAGCGGCGACCCGUCGGGACACUUCACCGUCCGCACAAAUCCCAUCACGAAUGAGGGAAUGCUCACGGUGGUCAAGCCGGUGGAUUUCGAGAUGAACCGCGCCUUCAUGCUGACGGUGGUGGUGUCCAACCAGGCCCACCUGGCGAGCGGCAUCCAGUCCUCGCUUCAGUCCACGGCGGGGGUCACCAUCUCUGUGCAGGAUGUCAACGAGCCGCCCGUCUUCCCCGUCAACCCCAAGACGAUCCGUUUCGAGGAGGGCGUGCCGGCGGGGACCACGCUCACGGUGUUCGCAGCUCAGGACCCUGACCACUUCAUCCACCAGAUCGUCAGGUACUCGAAGCUCUCCGACCCGGCUAACUGGCUGAAGAUCAACAGAACCAACGGUCAGAUUACCACCAUGGCCUUGCUGGACAGGGAGUCCAUGUACGUCAAAAACAACAUGUAUGAGGCCACGUUCUUGGCGUACGACAAUGGUAAGUCUGGUUCGCCCCAGGCCAGCGGUACCGGGACACUCCAGAUCUACCUGAUUGACGUCAACGACAACGCUCCCGUGCUGAUACCCAAGGAGGCGCAAAUCUGCGAGCGAGCCCGGCCCAACUCCAGAAUCAACAUCACGGCUUCGGAUGCCGACGCCGAGCCCAACGUCGGGCCGUUUGUCUUCGAGCUGCCUUCGUUUCCUGCCAGCAUCCGGCGGAACUGGACCAUCUCCAGACUGAGCGGCGACUACGCUCAGCUCAGACUGAGGAUUCCUUACCUGGAGGCAGGCGUCUACGUGAUCCCGGUCAUAGUGUCUGACUCUGGGAACCCGCCUCUGUCCAACCGCUCCAUGAUCAGGAUCAAAGUGUGUCCCUGCGACAACAACGGGGACUGCAGUGCCACGGGGGCAGUAGCGGCCGCUGGCCUCGGCACCGGAGCCAUCAUCGCCAUCCUCAUGUGCAUCAUCAUACUGCUGAGUAUGGUUCUGCUGUUUGUGGUGUGGAUGAAGCGCAGAGAGAAGGAGCGGCAAGCGAAGCCCCUGCUGAUCGACCCAGAGGACGACGUCAGAGACAACAUCCUGAAGUAUGAUGAAGAGGGAGGUGGAGAGGAAGACCAGGACUACGACCUGAGCCAGCUGCAGCAGCCGGAGUCUCUGGACCACAUCAUCAGCAAGCCAACGGGGGUGCGCCGGGUCGAUGAGAGGCCCGUGAUUGCUGAGUCGCAGUACCCUGUCAGACCCAGCGUGCCCCACCCUGGGGACAUAGGAGACUUCAUAAACGACGGUCUGAGGGCCGCCGAUAACGACCCCACCGCCCCACCGUACGACUCCCUGCUGGUGUUCGACUAUGAGGGUAGCGGUUCGACCGCCGGCUCCGUCAGCUCGCUCAACUCCACCAGCUCAGGAGACCAGGACUACGACUACCUCAACGACUGGGGUCCGCGUUUCAAGAAGCUGGCAGAUCUCUACGGGGGAGGAGCGGACGACUGAGAGCGGGGCGCGGGCGGCGCAGGGGUGGUGGGCGGGGCUGGCUGUGGCAGGGGUCUGGAGAGGCAGGAGCGGUCGAGAGAGGAUGUAAAGCACCCGACAACACGAAGAGACCACGGUAGAGAGCUGAGAGGAACGGACCCUUUUCCACGGGCUGCAGUAGUCGGCCGAGCCUGCAGACGUGAACUCCGCUGCAAUGCAACUGUAUUCUGGCUUUAUGGUUUUUAGUGCCGAGUUUGUAGUGUGACAUUUUCAGUUUUUCACCUUUUUCUUCUUUUUUGGUUCCCUGUUCUCUCGCCACGCUGGACCUGGAUUCCUCCGGGGACGAAUCAAGGCGGGCCACGAGACACAUGAGUAGUGAAUUUUGUGCUUUGAUUGAUUGUUGAAAACAAAGCUAUCUCCCGCUUUAGUCUCACACUGAAGAGAAUGUUUUUAUUUGGGAGGGAAAGAGGGGGAAGGGCGCGCUCGCCGACUCUCUCUUUAACUCUUUGUCAACUUGAAUUUCCUUAGAACAGAAGCACUGUCAUUUUAUAAAGUGCCUUUUGUGGUGUGUUUUUGUAUCAGACUCCUGCUAUCUCAGGAUUGGUUGCUGUUCGUGCAGUACAGCGGGGGCGACGCGCUCUGCCGUGUCCCCCGUCAUCCUCAGACCAGCCCUGCCCGUCUUGGUUUUUUUUGUUUUGUUUUUUUGUCCUUGCCCAACCGCAGACAUGCAAACAGCCCCGGCAGCCUGUCCCAGGAGAGGGAGGAUGCAACCCAGGGCGGACCACCGGAUCCCAUAGCCCAUCGAGUUAAAGAGUUGUCGAGGGAGGGUUGGACCACCCUCUUCUCCAAGAACCUGCUCAGUCCACUAGCAUCCUCCCUUAACCUCCAAAACCCUCGUCAACCCAGUGUCAACAUUUUUUUAAUACAUGUUGGGGGUUUUAUAAUUUAUUGGAGAAUGCUUGCCUUUCUUCUGUGGACUCAUGAGGUUUUAAGGAGCCUUUGUGUUGAGACGCUUGCCUGUCCCUUGUAUGGUUUUGUGUUGCUAACUCCACGAUGUAAAGCUUAACGUAGGCAUGAAUUCGAUUAGUCCGAAAAACGUUGAUCGAGGGGAACUCAAAUGACUCGGAACGAAGACGCCUGAAGAAGAUUCUUUUGGUCGCCUUGAACAUUCCUGUUUAUCCUUUUUUUUUGUUUGUUUGGUUUUUUUUUAGGCUGACAAAGCUAUUAAAAGGUGCAUGAUUUAUUUUUUUUUUUUUUUGGUUUAGUUUUUUUAUUUUUCUUCAGAUGUUUUACUCAAAGCACUUGUUACUCUGUGGUGAGAAUGUGAAAAUAGUCAGCAGAAACUAUAUGAAUAUACUCUGUAUAAAGACACUGAGAAAAUAAAAAAAAAUACUGUAAAAUACGUAUUUUUCAAGUAUCAAUGACGUAUAGCAGGGAAAAUAAGUAUUUGUCAGGAGAUAGAUGCGUAACGGGCCUAUCACACUGCAACUCAUUCCAGACGUUAGUAUUUAUCCACGUAAUCUAAAAGCAUGCAAAAAAAUCAAAACAAAUUUCAGUUUUUACGCAGAAACUCUGCUCUUUAUUGAUUCAAAUAUUUGUGUUAGCUGAUUUAGUCCUAAUUAAAUCCUAAUUAAAGCUGUGAUGCAUUGUAUCACAGAAGAUCUUCACGGCCUCCAUGUGGUAAAUACACUAAUUGGUUUGGUUUACAAACUUAUUUCUGAACUCAUAAAUGUUCUUGUCAGCAAUGUUGGGGGCAUUUACUAAAAGUGAGAGGAACAUCAUGUUCUUUUUAAAUGACCAUAAUCCUCUUCUCACCAAACAAAUGACAUUUAAAAAGUCUUGGAAGUAGCAGAUCAAGUUAUUCUCAAAAACAAUAACGUAAUGGAUUUAAAUAAAAUGGUCUCUAUGCACAAGACUCCACUGAAGAAGGAAAAUCAUGUUUGCUGCAGAACAAUUGUGAAAGCCCCUGGAACACGUGUCAAACUCAAGGCCCGGGGGCCAAAUCUGGCCCGCCAUGGCUUUUUAUGUGGCCCUCUAGACUCUGAAUUACAUCAAAAAGUCGCUCCAGUUUUUCAUAAAUAUGCAAAAUUCACACAAAAUCAACAGAUCCCCACAAUUGUACUGCAAAUUUUUCUCAAAAUUGGUCAGAAGCAUUGAGUGACUGCUGCCUCAGCCUUACUUGAUGUCAAGUUAUAGUCCGUGACUGAUAAGGUGAUUAAUUAAAAGUCUCAUUUAACGUCGUACAUUAUCUCGAAUAUCGUAAGAAUUCCUCACAAUUAUUUAUAAAUUAGCACCACAAAGUCCCUGAUUCUGAUUGCAAAAAAAACACAAAAACAAUCACAAAAUCCUGGAUGAACUGAUCAGCAUUGAAAAAUGUUCAAUAUUAUUUAAACUUAAAAUAUCAAGAAUCACCUAUUGAAUAGUAAAACAGUUAUUUAUUAACAGUUUAUCAAUACAUUCUGGAACAACCGGCCCUUUAAGAACAUUCAGAUCUUUGAUUCGGCCCUAAUUAAAAAUGGGUUUGACGCCCCUGCCCUAGAACAUAGCCUAGUCAAAGUUUUUGGACUUUUUGGAUGCCACCAUGACACAUUUGGAGGAGGAAUGGUGCUACGUUUGCACCAAACGUACCACAAAAACAGUGAAGUUUUGGGGUGGAAACAUCAUGUCACCUUUCAGCAUGUGGAAUUUGAUCAUGUGAAAAUGGAACGUGGGUGUAUUAUCUUUUUCUUUUUUCUUUUUUUUUUUUUUAAAGCAAGACCAUGAUCCUAAACACACAGCCGUGAAAAUGCUUAACGGGUUUCAGAGAAAAUUCUCCACUUAUUUUGUUGACUGGACAAGUCGGCUUUAAAUCCAAUUAAAAACCACUGGAAAAAAAAUAUACAGAUGAGAGCAAAGGAGACGCUUUAAAAUAAUUUGAAGACGUGUCAAAAUCUCACCCGACCAUGCUACUGUUUUCUCUACACAGAAAGCGACUUGAAGCAGUCUGAACCAACAGAGGCUCAAACGCCAUGAAUCUGGAUUCAACAAACUAUUUUUGACCUCUUUGUUUUGAUUUUGGUGGAUUGCUUGCGUUACUCUCGUGCCAGUAUGCUGAUUGUUAAAAAUCUUUCCUGAGAAGAAAGUCAACAGUACUUAUAUUCCCUGCUGUAAAGGUUGCUGCUCUCCCUCUCAAGCUCCUCGGCGAGCUUUGGUGGCCCGUUCACUUGUAAAAAAAAAUAUAUAUAUAUAUAUAAAAACAAAAACAAAAAAUUUUUUUUAAAAGUGGCUCUUCUGUUAAAAUACGACUUCUCUCAAGAUGCUUGCUUUUAAAUUUUCUGCUUCAGUUCUGCUAACUUUUUUCCAUUUCACAUCUUUUCUAUAUGAAACAUGCCCUAUGGUCUGCCUCUGACGGACGCGCUCCCUCGGUCGGCUUCUUGCCUUGGGACGACUCAUUAGCCAUGCCUGCUGAUAUGAUAUUAUUCAAGGUACUGGAGUUCUUUUAUUUAUUCAUCUCGAUACUGGAUGUGCGCUUCAGGAA